Messenger RNA from Umbelopsis ramanniana AG, 2283 nucleotides. RefSeq lists its product as uncharacterized. Gene Ontology annotation, molecular function: alpha,alpha-trehalase activity. The transcript has 7 exons. Gene Ontology annotation, biological process: trehalose catabolic process. Bases 80 to 1942 code for a protein of 620 amino acids. NCBI's taxonomy places the organism in Eukaryota, Fungi, Mucoromycota, Umbelopsidomycetes, Umbelopsidales, Umbelopsidaceae. The record is from RefSeq and is a predicted model, not a curated record.
AAGUUCGGUUUUACCCCACUGGUGUAUUUCGGCUUUCCUUGAGAUCUCACUUCUUUCUUACGCUCUCUGCAUAUCACUGAUGUGGCUUACUCCAUCCUUAAAGCCAGUCCUUUGGACAUCCUUGGUCAUUCUUUCGGCUUCGAAUGCUAUUGCUGAAUCUAGCUCCAGCUCUGAUAGCAACAUGCCUCUUACUUGUGAUUCUCCUAUCUACUGUAGCGGAGACCUGCUAAAGACUGUGCAAUUGGCCGAGAUCUAUUCUGAUUCUAAGACGUUUGUAGACAUGCCUACUAAGAAUCCGUUGGACCAAGUUGUAUCGGCUUUCAAUGCUAUUGGCGCCAAUGCAUCUCAUGAUGCUAUCCAAAAAUUCGUCACCGAUAACUUUUGGGAAGCUGGAAAGGAACUUCAGCCUGUUACUCUUCAAGUGACUGAAAACCCCAAGGUACUGGACAAGAUAGACGAUACCACUCUCAAAGGUUGGGCCAGUGAUCUUAAUCACUAUUGGGCAAACCUUACAUUCGAGUUCAACACAACUUUCCUAUGUGAUGGUUGCGUUAGCAGUACCCUCCCUGUUGCUCGACGUUUUGUUGUUCCUGGCGGACGGUUCCGAGAAUUUUAUUACUGGGAUAGUUAUUUUGUGAUUGUGGGAUUGCUGGUCAGCGAACUUCCUGAAGUGGCCAAAGAUAUGAUUGAUAAUUUUUUAGAUUUCGUUGAUCAAUAUGGUUUCCUACCUAAUGGCGCUAGAAUGUACUAUCUUAAUCGAUCUCAACCUCCUUUCCUUACGCAAAUGGUCAAGGUGUAUUAUGAGUCUACGAAAGAUGAAGAGCUUCUCAGUCGUGCCAUCCCCAUCUUGGACAAAGAAUACCAAUUUUGGCAGGCCAACACCACUGUUGAGGUGAAAGACCCAAAGACAGGACAAUCUUACAACCUAAACCACUAUAACGUCGAAAACAACAGUCCUCGACCUGAGUCGUACUAUGAAGAUUACCAGACCGUACAAAAUGGAACAGGAUAUAACCAGACCCAAAUUGAAUCCUUGUAUGCCGAUUUAGCGACCGGAGCUGAAACUGGAUGGGAUUACUGCGCUCGAUGGACACGAAACAAGGAACCUGCAUCAGACGACCCCAAUUCUUACAAAAUUCUCAGAACCCUAAACACCAGAAACGUUAUUCCUGUCGACUUGAACUCCUUGCUGUGGAGUAUGGAAUCCAAUUUGGCAGAGUGGCAUGCUGGCCAAAAAGCCAAGCGUGACGAUAAAAUGUCUGGUAACUUGUCUCAAUGGUACCAACGCAAGGCCAAGGAAAGACUAGAAGCAAUGGAAGCCGUCAUGUGGAACGAAGAGCACACUUCCUUCUAUGACUUUAACCUGAGCAGUAGUACUCAAAAUGUAGAUUUCACACCGGCAGGCUACUAUCCUUUCUGGUUAGGCGCCGUUCCUGAAGACCUUGCAAAGAACUACACUGUUUUGAGUCACGUUUUUGAUGAGGGUAACAAAACAUUGAACGAGUAUCCUGGUAUCUUGACAUCUAGUUUGCACAAUACCACGUUGCAGUGGGAUUUGCCAAAUGGCUGGCCUCCAUUGAACUAUAUUGCCAUGCAAGCAAUGAUCAACGUUGACAAGCUAAUCCAAAAAACCAAGAAGAAAGAAGACUCUGUUGACCUUCUUGGUCUCGCAAAAGAAUUGGCAACCAGAUUUGUUUCUUCAGCUUUCUGUGGAUGGUAUGUAACUGGCGGCUCUGUCCCUGGUGUCCUUGCUCAGCUACCCAACCAAACCGACACCGGCCAUAUGUUUGAAAAGUUCAAUGUCGAGAACAUCGGUGUAGCUGGAUCUGGUGGUGAAUACACUGUCCAGGCAGGUUUUGGGUGGACCAAUGGCGUUACUUUUUGGGCCUUUGACACCUUCGAAGGGUUCGUAGCGCCAAACUGCACCACCACUUCAUCGUAGGUGGUUUAACCUAGCAAUAUAGUGUUGUUACUUGGACAAUCAUCAUUGUCAAUAUAUUGUACUUUUUUAACUUGUGUUAUAUAAAUAUGCCAACAAACUCAAAAUCACCCGUCCGCUGUGCAGCUCUUCAUUGAGAGCGGGAGGUGAUUUGAGAGCGGGAGAGCGGGAGGUGAUAUUUUCCCCGCCAGCGCAAGCGAAAAUUCGUGACUGCAGCACUUCAACCAAUAAUUUUUUUUUUUUUUUUUUUUACAAGUGGACCUGACUGUUUAGUUCGUCUUUCCUCUACUACAACAUGGCACAAGGUCAAUUAAAGAAAUCAAAGGCUCCUGCCAAUAAGAGUG